AUGCUAUCGUUUGGAGAACUAAUGAGCGGAGCAUUAUCGGGAAUCCUCCCCGUUGUCCUGCUUGUUGCCGCUGGAGCCCUCAUACCUCCCACAAAACUUUUCAAAGCAUCGGAGUUCCGCUACUUUUCAGCUCUUGUGUUCAAGUUUACAUUUCCUAUUUCGUUAAUCUAUACUCUCGGAGCCAGAGUCACAAUUGUAUAUGAAGAUCUUUUGAUAAUCGCAGCUUAUUUUGCAACAAUCUUGAUCAUGUUCUUCCUGUGUAUGUUUCUGGCCCUGUUUUUGGACAAGCAUGAAAACUUUAUUGCAUCAACAGUUCAUAUGUGGUGCGGAUCAACCUUAAGUAAUUGCGUUGCCAUGGGCGUCCCCAUCAUUGCCGGCCUCUUUGGAUCCAAGUAUGAGCGUUACUGCUUCAUUCACAUGUAUCCAUGGGGCGGCUGUCUCGUCUUUUAUUAUUUCAUGUACGAGCUUUGGACAACCAUCCAGCAACAGAAAAAGCUGCGCCAACCAACGCAGGACGCUUCACCACACGGUCGUGGUCAAGGCUGUAGUAGAGGCAGGGGGUCUGAUGAUUCCGAUGGAUCAUAUAUUCCCCAGGCACGGUCUUCCAUGCAAUGUCAAAGUGAUAUGUGUCUGGAUAAUGUGCAAAUAGACACAACCAUCCCACCUACCUCAGGAGAAUUUCCUCUAUCAGCGAACCACGAGGCGUCCAGAACCAAAGCCAAGGUUAAAGCACCUAAACUAAACAUUAACUACCGAAAGGUAAUCUGCAUCUCAAUGCGUAACACUUUCAAGGUUCCAAUCAUCCUCUGCCUACUUAUUACGCUCGUCUAUCUCAUCGCUGGAAGCUAUGCCCCACAGAUUAAGACCCUCCCGACGCCAAUCCGUUUAUUCUUUGUCAAUCUUAGUAACACAACCACUCCCGUUGCUAAUAUCAUGAUGGGUAUGUACGGAUACCACAAGGUUGAGGAGUGCAUAGAGAAGUAUCGGAUGAGCAAGGCACAAGGUUGCCUCAAAGAAUAUAAUAGAUACAUGUGGAUAGAGACGUUGCGGUUUUGCAUUAUGACCCUCUUGCGGCAGUUCAUUUUCCCUCUCAUCAUGAUGGGGAUAAUGUUUGGCAUGAAGUUGGAUAAGGAGCUCAUCGCCAUCAACACUAUCCUUGCGGCUACCCCCACUGGAGUUUUCUGCUUCGUUAUGUGCGACACCUACCGUUACAAUGGUUUAAGCACCGGUGCUGCUGCAAUCAUCCAGUGCUUAACUAUGUUCUUAGCUGUCCCUGCACUCUACUACAUCUGCAUGGCAAUCUGA
Molecule: messenger RNA, 1305 nt
Organism: Giardia duodenalis
Lineage: Eukaryota; Fornicata; Diplomonadida; Hexamitidae
Product: Membrane transport protein
Exons: 1
Coding region: 1-1305 (434 amino acids)
Biological process (GO): transmembrane transport
Cellular component (GO): membrane
Source: RefSeq, a predicted model, not a curated record